GAUUCCCCUUGCUUUUGACGGUCAUGCCGAAGACUUGUGCACUGUGCAAAAAGUCGCGGGCGAUACUCAAGCGUCCCAAGACUGGGCAGCAGAUCUGCAAAGAAUGUUUUUUCUAUGUUUUCGAGACGGAGGUGCACAAUACGAUAACUGAAUCGAAGCUGUUUCAGCCUGGAGAUCGGGUUGCGAUUGGGGCGUCUGGAGGGAAAGACUCUACCGUCCUGGCAUAUGUCAUGAAGACACUCAACGAACGAUACAAUUACGGCCUCAAUCUAUUUCUCCUGUCAAUCGACGAAGGGAUAACAGGCUAUCGGGAUGACUCACUCGAGACAGUGAAACGGAACCAGGAGCAGUAUGAUAUGCCCCUCAAGAUCCUGUCUUACGACGAGCUCUAUGGGUGGACUAUGGACGCCAUCGUAGCAGAGGUCGGCCGGAAGAACAACUGCACUUUUUGUGGUGUUUUCCGGAGGCAGGCGCUGGACCGGGGCGCUGCUAUGCUUAACGUCGACCACAUCGUUACGGGCCAUAAUGCAGAUGAUAUCGCGGAGACGGUCCUCAUGAACAUAAUGCGAGGAGAUAUCGCGCGGCUCGGACGGUGUACCUUGAUAUGUACGCAAGGAGAAGACACUAUACGACGCUCAAAACCUUUCAAGUAUACCUACGAGAAAGAAAUCGUCAUGUAUGCUUAUUUCAAAAAACUGGACUACUUUUCGACAGAAUGCAUUUAUUCACCCGAUGCCUACCGGGGUCAUGCACGGACCUUCCUGAAAGGCCUUGAAGCAGCCCGGCCGAGCGCUAUCAUAGAUAUCAUCCAUUCUGGGGAGGCAUUCGAGGUGAGCGAGGAAGUCAAGGCAACGCAAAAAUUACAACAAACAUGCAAGAGAUGCGGUUACAUGUCCAGUAACGAACUGUGCAAGGCAUGUACCCUUCUGGAAGGUCUGGAGCGCGGAAUGGCUAGUUCUGGCAUUACGGAGCGCGCAAGGAAGAGAUUGGAGGCCGAAGGCCCGGCUCCUGAUAGUCUUCGUACUAUCCCCUUCUUCAAACCACCAUCUGGAAAUCCGACUGUCACUAUAGAGGUGCCUUCGUGACAACAUCUUCGCCGUGUACGAUAAGUAGAGUCUUACCCCCAUUUGUAUCGAUAUUUUCAUGCACAGAUAUCUGUAUAAUUGUCAUUCCUACAAAUGCGAAUGAGCGGAGCCUUGUACAUCCAUAUCAAUCAAGCCUUUAAGC
Guyanagaster necrorhizus is the source of this 1227-nucleotide messenger RNA. RefSeq lists its product as uncharacterized. Lineage: Eukaryota; Fungi; Basidiomycota; Agaricomycetes; Agaricales; Physalacriaceae. Gene Ontology annotation, molecular function: tRNA binding. Gene Ontology annotation, biological process: tRNA wobble position uridine thiolation. The record is from RefSeq and is a predicted model, not a curated record. Gene Ontology annotation, cellular component: mitochondrion; cytosolic tRNA wobble base thiouridylase complex. The transcript has 7 exons. The coding region runs from base 24 to 1085 and encodes 353 amino acids.